Messenger RNA from Symbiodinium sp. CCMP2592, 1254 nucleotides. NCBI's taxonomy places the organism in Eukaryota, Dinophyceae, Suessiales, Symbiodiniaceae. The record is from the annotation of a GenBank genome assembly.
AUGGCGCGUGGUGACAGGGGUGAAAGAGACCGGGACCGUGACCGUGGGCGGGACGAGCGGGCACGAGCUACUAGGUCUGAAGCACGCGAGGACUUUGAGUCGUUACGCACUAAAGUGGAGAAGGUUGAAGACAAGCUCGCGCGUACCUCACACCUAGCUCUCCAGGCAAGCAAGGACGCAGGCGAGGUCAGGGCAGCUCACCAGCUUGUGGUGUUCCUCAAAGGACUAGCUCGUGAACGUGUUAAAGAAGUCGUCGCAGAGUACCAGGGGGAAAAGGACGCCGUGCUGCAAGGACUCAAGGACAAAGGUGCACCUCUCAAACUACGGGUUUACGAGGCCCUACUCAAAAAACUCGAGGAGGUUGCAACGACCAAGGGGGCGGAGACGGCGGCGGUGGCCAAAGAGCUCGUGGAGUUGGGAACGAACUCGGUCGUCAACUCUGUCACGAACGGGGCUAAGCCUCCAGAGGGCGACGUUCCUUGGGUGUUGGUGCUUACCUUCCACUACUCGGAGGUGGGUCAGAAAGCCAAGCGGCUUUGGAGCAGUGCCGCCCUACGCCCGUGCUUCGCUAAAACAGGAGGCGGCUGGCCGGAGUUGGGAGUGAGGGAGGGCAGUUGGCGACCCGGCCGUUUACACCAAGCAGUAGCGGAAGACUUGGGUUUGCCACCGAAGGGUAAGGGCCGGGGCUCUGCGGCGACAGGCGUCAAACGACAGUCCGAGUCGCCCGGAGGAACAAGGCGCACGGAGAUGAAGCCGCGUAUGCGGCACUACAUCUACAUCCAGCUUGGACCGGCUUCACAAUUUGCAGGACGCCAAAGCGCCGAUGAACAAGCAAGUCUUCAUGAACGACCUGUGUCAGCCCAUGAAGAAGGCAGCCCCAUCGGCCUUUUCAAUUAUUUCGUUAAGCUUGCACAAGACUUUGUGCAAUUGACGACGCGGCACUACCAGAAGCUCCUGGACACCUCGGCCGGUGCGAACGGAAUGAUUUCCAGGGUCAUAGCCUUUUUGCAGUCGGAAACCGGCCGUCAGAAGAUCCUGUAUUGCAUCAAGAACCGGAAUGUCCAGCAGCAGUUGGCGUCGCUCCUCAAGGCCUCCGAGGAGGCGACAUCUAAGUCGGCGUCUGCAGCGUCAGCGUCGUCGGGGGACGCAGACGGCAACACGGUCAAGGCCGCAGAGGCUGUGGAGGAGAUCCAGAUGGACUUGGACACAGAUGCAGCCGGUGAAGAGAAGCCCCUGGAGUCGGAGAAGGACUGA